UGGAUUUGAGCAAGGCGUACCUCCAACAAUCAAACUCUAUUGGUUAACCACUACUGCCAAACCCCUGUAAGAGCCUCAGGCAUGGAUAACUUUACAUUGCCUCUCAUGGCAAAUGAGACGGAGAUCAACCAGACUUUGGACAAUAUGCCCCAGAAUGCUUUAGAGGUCCAGGUUGUCACCAUCUUCUUAGUCCUUUUGAUCUGUGGAGUUGGGAUUGCUGGAAAUAUAAUGGUGGUUCUGGUGGUCUUGAGAACCAAACACAUGAUGACCCCAACCAACUGCUACCUGGUCAGCUUGGCCAUUGCUGACCUGAUAGUGUUGUUGGCUGCGGGGCUGCCUAACAUCUCAGAAGUGGUCGCCUCCUGGGUCUACGGCUACGCUGGCUGCCUGUGCAUCACUUAUCUACAGUACCUAGGCAUCAACAUCUCGGCUUGUUCAAUCACAGCAUUCACUGUGGAGCGUUACAUAGCCAUCUGCCACUCCAUAAAAGCCCAGUUCAUCUGCACGGUGUCCAGAGCCAAGAAGAUCAUCGCCUUCGUGUGGAUGUUCACCUCGGUGUACUGUGUCAUGUGGUUCUUUCUGGUCGACACCAAGGAAGUCAAGUUUGCUGAUGGGGACCAAAUCAGCUGUGGCUACAGAGUGCCCAGGAACUUGUACACACCCAUCUACUUUUUGGACUUCACUAUCUUCUACGUAAUCCCCUUGGUCCUUGCUACGGUUUUGUAUGGCUUGAUAGCACGGAUAUUGUUCAUGAAUCCGUUGCCUUCUAACCCUCAGGAUCUUAGCAGGAUGAGUUCCAAACACCACGGGAAGCCCUAUAACUCCAUUAAGCUUUCUUGCAAAGGCAACAAAAAUACAGUCAGUUCCAGGAAACAAGUCACCAAGAUGUUGGCCGUCGUGGUCAUCUUGUUUGCCCUCCUCUGGAUGCCCUAUCGUACCCUGGUGGUGGUGAACUCCUUCAUGGAUCCGCCUUAUCUCAACGUCUGGUUCUUGCUCUUCUGCCGAAUGUGCAUCUACCUUAACAGCGCCAUCAACCCCAUUAUCUACAACCUCAUGUCUCAGAAGUUCAGGGCGGCCUUCAAGAACCUGUGCAAAUGCGACCCGAAAAGGACAGAAAAGGCCGCCAAAUACAACGUCCCCGUCUAUUACAGCGUCAUGAAAGACAGUUCGCACGACAGUCCCGACCAUGACCUCACUGUCCAGGAGGACCUCAACGGCUUUCCGACUAAAAAAGUUAACUUCACGGAGAAGUGUAUAGAUACCACCAACUCCUACAGUGUGGCAUAAUGCUGUCUGUGAUUGUAUAAGAUUCUAAAUAUUUCCACCCUCAUAUGUUGAAAGCAGUGUUGUAAAGUUAAGAUUAAAGU
This is a messenger RNA of Nanorana parkeri, 1367 nucleotides long. RefSeq names its product thyrotropin-releasing hormone receptor-like. The transcript is spliced from 2 exons. The coding region runs from base 82 to 1287 and encodes 401 amino acids. The record is from RefSeq and is a predicted model, not a curated record. Gene Ontology annotation, molecular function: thyrotropin-releasing hormone receptor activity. Gene Ontology annotation, biological process: phospholipase C-activating G protein-coupled receptor signaling pathway. NCBI's taxonomy places the organism in Eukaryota, Metazoa, Chordata, Amphibia, Anura, Dicroglossidae. Gene Ontology annotation, cellular component: membrane.